AAACCAAAAAGACGAAAAGCUAAAGUUCAUAUACAUUUCUUAUAAACUUCUCUUUCUUGAUCCUCCCUCCCCGCCUGUGUAGGUGGGGCUGGCAGCUGCGUGCUAGUACUCUUAUUUAAACCCCCAAAGGUUAGUUCUUUGCAUGUGUUUUUAUGAAAGUAGUUUUUUUUUCUUCCAUUUAUCAUCUUUUUCUUCUAUCCCCUUUAGACGAAAAAAAUGACAGAAAUUGAGAAAGUUAAUAAUGAAACAAAGAAGCUAAGCAAGAGCUAUUUUGAUGUACUUGGGAUAUGCUGUACAUCAGAAGUUGCUUUAGUUGAGAAAAUUCUCAACAAUCUUGAAGGGGUCAAGGAGGUUUCAGUGAUUGUCACAACCAAGACAGUCAUUGUGCAUCAUGAUUCUCUCCUCAUUUCUCAGCAGCAAAUUGUUAAAGCAUUGAAUCAAGCAGGACUAGAGGCAAGUAUAAGAGUAAAUGGAGAGAAAAACUACCAAAAGAAAUGGCCAAGUCCAUUUGCAAUUGGUAGUGGAAUCUUGCUUGCUCUAUCAUUUUUGAAAUAUUUUUUUGCACCUCUCCAAUGGUUAGCACUUGGUGCCGUUGCUGUUGGAAUUCCUCCUAUUAUUUUUAGGGGUGCAGCUGCUGCCCGCAACCUCACACUUGAUAUCAACAUUCUUGUCUUAAUCGCAGUUGCUGGAUCAAUUGUUUUGCGUGAUUAUUGGGAAGCUGCUACUAUUGUGUUCUUAUUCACUAUUGCAGAAUGGCUAGAGUCAAGGGCAAGUCACAAGGCUACUGCUGUUAUGUCAUCACUGGUCAAUAUAGUUCCUCCUACUGCAGUUUUAGCUGAAAGCGGAGAAGUAGUAAAUGUCGAUCAAGUCAAAUUGAAUAGCAUUCUUGCUGUGAAAGCUGGUGAAACUAUACCAAUUGAUGGAAUUGUAGUGAUAGGGGAAUGUGAUGUGGACGAGAAGACUUUGACAGGCGAGUCAUUUCCAGUUACUAAGCAAAAAGAUUCGAGGGUCUGGGCAGGAACUACAAAUCUAAAUAGUUAUAUCAGUGUUAAGACUACAGCUCUGGCUGAAGAUUGUGCCGUGGCUAGGAUGGCGAAGCUUGUAGAAGAUGCUCAGAACAAGAAGUCAAAAACUCAAAGAUACGUUGACAAAUGUGCUAAAUAUUACACACCAGCAAUUGUGGUUAUAGCUGCUUGUUUGACAAUAGUUCCUGCUGCAUUAAGGCUUCACAAUCGAAAAGAAUGGUAUCGCGUGUCUUUGGUCGCUCUAGUGAGUGCAUGUCCAUGUGCACUUGUGCUAUCUACACCAGUUGCCAUGAGUUGUGCACUUUCAAAGGCAGCAAUAUCAGGUCUUCUGUUCAAAGGAGCAGAGUACCUUGAGACUCUUGCUAAAAUAAAAAUCAUGGCUUUUGACAAAACUGGGACAAUAACUCGAGGAGAGUUUGCGGUGACUGAGUUCAGGUCUCUCAUUGAUGACCUUAGCCUCAGUACACUUCUUUACUGGGUUUCAAGCAUUGAGAGCAAGUCAGGUCAUCCGAUGGCAGCUGCUCUGGUUGACUAUGCACAAUCAAAUUCCGUUGAGCCAAGGCCUGAUAGAGUGGAGCAGUUUCAAAUUUUUCCUGGGGAAGGGAUUCAUGGAAGAAUUGAUGGAAUGGAAAUCUAUGUAGGGAAUAGGAAAAUUUCUUCAAGAGCUGGAUGUACCACGGUGCCAGAAAUAGAAGGUGACAGUUUACAAGGGAAGUCUGUCGGAUAUGUAUUUUUGGGAUCCUCUCCAGCUGGACUUUUCAGUCUUUCUGAUGUUUGUCGAACUGGCGUAAAAGAUGCAAUGAGAGAACUGAAGCAGAUGGGUAUAAAAACUGUGAUGCUCACAGGCGAUUGUUAUGCAGCUGCCAACCAUGUCCAGGAUCAGUUGGGUGAAGCUUUGGAUGAGUUUCAAGCAGAACUCUUACCAGAGGACAAGGUGACAAUCAUUAAGGGAUUUCAGAAGGAAGCUCCAACAGCCAUGAUAGGUGACGGCCUCAAUGAUGCUCCUGCAUUAGCAACAUCUGACAUUGGUAUCUCAAUGGGAAUCUCAGGGUCAGCGCUUGCUAAAGAAACAGGACAUGUUAUACUAAUGACAAAUGACAUUGGAAGGAUACCGAAAGCUGCACGUCUUGCUAGAAGAGUUCGAAGGAAAGUAAUUGAGAAUAUGUUGAUAUCAAUCAGUGCAAAGGUUGCCAUAGUUGCAUUGGCAAUAGCAGGUCAUCCAUUGGUUUGGGCUGCUGUCCUUGCAGAUGCUGGGACAUGCUUGUUAGUUAUUUUGAACAGCAUGCUACUUCUAAGAGGAGCUACACGUAGACAUCGGAAAAACUGUUGUAAAUCUUCUACUGCUUCAAUUGCUCACUGCCACAAAAACAAAGCUUCUUGUUGCAAGUCGGAAAAGGGUCCUCAACUAUGUUUCUCUGACAUUGAGUCACAAGAUAAAUGUGGAAAGAAAUCAUGCUUGUCCGAGGUGUGUGUUCCAAGAUGUCAACCUGUCUCCUCAGGAUCAAAGUCAUGUAGAAAUAAUCAGUCCUCAGACUCAAUUCAAAAUACUGGUCUUCAUUCUCAUCCGCAUCCUCAUUGCUGCUCAUCCAAGAUGUCUGUUACACCAUGCCAGUCUGCAGUUUCAGAAUCAAAGUCAUGUGGAAGUAAAAGUUGCUCAGACUCCAUUCACAAGAGUUGUUGUCAUUCUUUGACAAACUCACAUAUAUAUUCUUCACAGAUGUCUUCUCCACGAUGUCAUUCUGCCACUUCAAGCUCCAAAUCAUGUGUAAGUACCAAGAGCUCCAACAUCACUGAGAAAAAUUGUUGUCGAUCUCACGAAAUUCCUCAAACAUGCUCUACCAAGAUGUCUUCUCCUGGAUGCCAGUCUGCAAUUUCUGGUCCUAAAUCAUGUGGAAAUAGCAAGUGUUCAGAUUCGAGAGACAAUAAUAGCUGCCUUUCACAUCCCAAUCAUCAAACAUGCACGUCCAAGGUAUGUGCUCAACCAAGCCCAUCUGCAACUUCAAGCACCAGGACAUGUGGAAAUACGAAGUGCUUGGACACCAGUAGCAAGAAUUCUUGUCAUUUACAUGCUAACUCUGAACAGUACUCUUCAAAGAUGUCUGGUCCAACAUGCCAAAAUGUUAAUUCAGGUUCGAGAUCAUGCGGAAAUAAUAAGUGCCUAGACUCUGCAACUGAGCACGGUGUUCAUUCACUUAAUGAUCCACUCUAUGAGGAAAAGAUUUUGGAGAAGAAAAUCUUGGAUUUAGUCCGAGCAGAUUUGGAAUCAAAUCAUGAUGUUAUUCAUGGCUGCUCUGGCGAGGAACGUGAUCAUCAUCCAGAUUUAGACAAGGCAUAUGACAGUUGUGCAUUACAAGAAUGUUGUUAUUCUGUUCAAGGAAAUAUAACUGACGUAUCAGAAACUGGAAUGCAGGAAACUGCUCAUUGUUAUAGCACCAAUCAUCAAUGCCAAGCUGUAGUUUCAGGUUCGGUGACCUGCAGAAAUAAUAAAAGCCUGGACUCUCUCGACAACCAUGGAUGUCAUUCACAUGCUCAUCCACCCCACAAGGAGAAGGACGUGGAGGAACCACAUCAUUCUGUUGGUCAUGGCUGUUCGGACAAGGGACAUGAUCACUCACAUCCAGAGAAGGCAUAUGACAAUUGUGGACCACAAGAUUGCUGUUUUCCAGUUCAGGGCCAUGGCAUUGAAAUAUCCAAAAGUGGAAGUCAAGAAACUGCUCAUUUUGACAGCAUUAAACAGAGCAUGGUCAUCUCCAGCAGCUGCAAACAUACUCCAAAAGAUCAGGUAGCUCACUGUGGAUUUCACUCGAGAACUACCCCUACUGAUGAAGAACUAGCCAAGCUGGUUAGAAGAUGUUGCAAGUACAGAUCAUGCCACGAUGUCCAUUCUGGAUGCAGAAAGCAUGCUGCAAAAUGUGGUCCAGCCGUCCGAUCAACCAUCAAUAUCUUACGGGACAACCACCACCAUCAUCAUCAUCUCGACUGCAGCCGUCGUAUGGUUUGUUUGCCAUUGGAGAAGAGACACAUUGGUGGAUGCUGUGAGAGCUUCAGAAAAGAAUGUUGCCCCAAGAACAAUCAUUUGGCAUCUAGUUUUGGUGGAGGUUUAUCAGAAAUUGUCAUAGAGUAAGAUGCAAUCUGAAGUGUAAAUAUGUUGCAACUUUUCUAUCUAUUUUAUCUCAAAGAAGCUGAGCUGCUAUUUUGUAUGAACGUAGCUAUUACAACGGAUUGUAUAUUAAUCCUAAGAACGGUUUGUGUAUUAUUGUAUUCUCUCAAAGUUGGGAACAUCAAUGCAUUUGUAUGAAAAAAUCAGCUCAUGUUGAAGGUCAA
Capsicum annuum is the source of this 4349-nucleotide messenger RNA. RefSeq names its product cadmium/zinc-transporting ATPase HMA3. The record is from RefSeq and is a predicted model, not a curated record. Gene Ontology annotation, cellular component: membrane. The coding region runs from base 217 to 4149 and encodes 1310 amino acids. NCBI's taxonomy places the organism in Eukaryota, Viridiplantae, Streptophyta, Magnoliopsida, Solanales, Solanaceae. Gene Ontology annotation, molecular function: ATPase-coupled monoatomic cation transmembrane transporter activity; cadmium ion transmembrane transporter activity; ATP hydrolysis activity. Gene Ontology annotation, biological process: monoatomic cation transport. The transcript has 11 exons.